CGCGACAAGUAAACAAUGGGUUAACAUCACCUGGACAAACUUAAUCUGAGGCAGUGUAUUACAAAUUUCAUGAGCAUAUCAUCAAAAUCUUGCCAAAUAUGAGAAUAAGGGAUCGUGUUAAUCCACUCAGGGUGUCCGCAGGUCUUCAGUGCACAGACGCGGAUUACGCAGAUGUGCUCAACCUGUUCCAUCAAACAAGACUUCAACUACAGGGAGUUCGCGAAAGAGCCACAACAGUUUUUGCAGUGAAUCUCACAUAAUUUAGAUCGUAUCCUGCAUUCUUCUAAAGACGGAAAGCUUUAUAGGCUUCUGUAGUUGCAUUUCCUUAAAUUCAUCCUGCGCUUCGCCACUUCAAUUCGCAUUUCAUGGAAUUCAAAGUUGAAGCCCUUGCGGAGAAUCAUGGUGCCGCGGGUGAAACUGCUUGUUGUUGUUGCAAGUAUUGUCAAUCUUGGAUUUUCUGGAGCACCAACAGCACCCCCGAAGAAAGCUAUAGUUAAAAACAACUCAGGUGUGACUCCUGUGGGACUGUGCGGUUCUUGGAUCAAAGAAACCAACGGAGGACUUUUCACAUCUCCCAAUUACCCAGAAAAAUAUCCUCCUGACCGAGAAUGCAUAUACAUAAUUGAAGCUGCUCCAAGGCAAUGCAUCGACCUGUAUUUUGACUAUAAGUAUAAGUUUUGACUAUAAGUAUGCUAUUAACUAGAA
Danio rerio (zebrafish) is the source of this 705-nucleotide messenger RNA. Lineage: Eukaryota; Metazoa; Chordata; Actinopteri; Cypriniformes; Danionidae. The record is from RefSeq and is a predicted model, not a curated record.